This is a messenger RNA of Bombus impatiens (common eastern bumble bee), 4122 nucleotides long. Its product is annotated as dorsal-ventral patterning tolloid-like protein 1. The record is from RefSeq and is a predicted model, not a curated record. Gene Ontology annotation, cellular component: plasma membrane. Bases 305 to 2986 code for a protein of 893 amino acids. The transcript has 16 exons. Gene Ontology annotation, molecular function: protein binding. Lineage: Eukaryota; Metazoa; Arthropoda; Insecta; Hymenoptera; Apidae.
GACCGAUUCUGCAAAAUGAGCGUGGAGAACUUUUUUAUGAUAUUUGGUUAUAGCUGAUGAUAAAAGUUUAUACUAGUAUAUACUACAGUGUCAUAAUGCAUAACAAAACUAGUUAAUCAGUUCUUUUUCUUUUUCACAUUUCCUUCUAUUUUUCUUCGGUACAUCAACCUAUAAGAAUGUAAAGAACUGAACGGGUCUUGUUCGUUUAACGAGUUGGUGAGGUGUGGCGGCAGAGAUGAUCUUGAAGAUCGAUGUUGAAUAUUUUUCCUGUGUGUGGAAUAGAAACUGACGAUAUGGAUGCAGUAUGGCUUCGAUACUCUACUGGCAUGCUUCUGGGAAUAAUUUGAUUUCUGCUGCUUUUAUCUUAUUCUUACUACUUUGUCCUCGCAGCAGUACAGAGUGUGAUCAGAAGUUUAUAAGUACGCCAGAUGGUCCACCAAAUGGAACCUUUCAUGCUCCGACGAUAAUUAACCCCGAAGGGGAUUCCAGACAAUGCGUAUAUAUAUUUUUCGCUGGGCCGCGACAACGAGUCGAAUUGAAAUUCAAUUCAUUCGGCCUUCGGGGUACACCACCAGAUGGAUCCGCUGUUGGGGAGUUACCCGCUUGUGGUCACGAAUAUAUGGACUUGUACACGGAAAUACGAUCGGAGAAUACCAGCAAGUUGGUGGAAACUCCUUUCGGUGGUCGUUUUUGUGGUCCGAUCCCACCUCGCAGGCGUGUGUCUCUUUAUCAGGGAAUCGCUCUUAGUUUCUACACUGAUAAAAAUAUUACAUUCCCUAGCCUGUUCAGCGGUACAUAUGCGUUUAUCAAUGCAUCUGAAUACGAAGUGGGAACCCCAGCUCCUAGCACACCAUGCUCAUUCAAGGUAGAGUCAGAAAACAAACGCAACGGCAGUAUAUUAUCUCCUACUUAUCCGGGCACAUAUCCGAAAGGUCUUACAUGCAGUUAUCAAUUUAUCGGAGUACAAGGUCAACGAGUACGCCUUGAGUUUCGAGAUUUCGAUUUGUUCUUUGGAGGUCAACAUUGUCCCUUAGAUUAUCUAAAAGUGUACGAUGGUUUAGACAAUACGUCGGCUGUUAUCGGAACAUAUUGUGGUCAACAACGAAAUUUGGUAUUAUAUUCAUCAGAGUCUAGUUUGUACGUACUGUUCGUUACACUUCAACGUACAGCGAACACACAAAAUCGUGGAUUCAAGGGUAUCUUUGAAUUCUCUGAGAGUUUCGUUAAAUUAGACUUCAUCACCACUUACGAGGGUGAGCAUAUACGAGGAUCAGAGUGCGAUCAGAAGAUAUUGAGUAAGAAGGAAUCAUCUGGAUUCGUGGUUAGCCCAAACUAUCCAUUUCCAUAUAUACCAAAGGUUGUGUGUCGGUAUUUCAUUUAUGGAAUGCAAGAUUCCCAGCAUCUUGAACGCGUUCGAUUAGAAUUCAGGCAAUUUAAAAUACCAAAAAAUAAGACGAUAGGAGAUUCAUCCUGUACCGAUGGAUAUUUGAAGUUGUAUUUGAAAGGACAAGAAGCAACAGAUUCUUACGAUAAAUUCGAUUACGAAUUGUGCGGUUCGGAGAGCAAUCCGAGCCCUGUAGUUAGCGAUGGUCCAAGACUCGUGAUGGUAUUUAGCAGCGGAGAAUCUCAAGGACAAGGGUUUAAAGCAUGUUACAGUUUCGAAACAGAGUAUAAGAUACCGGGCACCGCAGCACCCGAUGGCAGCUGCACUUUCACGUACCGCAGUUCCUCUCGCAAAAAAGGAGAUUUUAAUUCUCCGCGACAUCCUAGUAAUUAUCCAAGCAACACAAAUUGCACGUAUGUUUUCAUAGCUACGCCAAACGAACAAGUUACCUUAAUAUUUGAUUAUUUUAAAGUUCGAACGAAAAAUACGAAUAUGACGACCGGACAUUACGGAGUGGAAAUUUGCCAAGAUGAUUGGUUGGAGAUAUAUAAUACGUAUCGAGAUAAUACGGAAAAAUUAAUAGGUAGAUAUUGUGGUAGUACGGCUCCGGGACCGGUGGAAUCAAAUCUCGGUGCUCUCGGCUUAAAAGUGAUUCUGCAUUCGGAUUCUGAGUUGGUUUAUAGCGGUUUCAAAGCGCGUUACACGUUCCAAGUAGCGAAACCUAUUUUUGGAGAUUGCGGAUCGAAUAUAAGCAGUGUGAAUUAUGGAGUCAUUGCUAGUCCGAAUUACCCAAACAAAUACGAUGGACCCGCAAGAAAUCUGGCUAGUAAAACUUGCAAUUGGUUUAUAAGAGUCCGACCGAAUCAGCGAAUAUUACUACACUUUGAAGCAUUUUCGGUAGAGGGUGAUCAAUCAGUUCGUGGUUGUCCUGCUGCGGUGCUGCGCAUAUGGUAUUCCACAUCGUCCACGCCUGUCGAAAUGUGUGGUAUUCAAACUCUAGACAAAAAUUGGACUUACCUCUCUGUGGACAAUAACAUGCGACUUAGCUUCAUAUUGGCUGAUAAAGCGGUCGGACAAAUGGGAUUUAAAGCAACGUGGACCGAAGUGAGCACAAAUACCGACUGCCAGAAUCAGUUUCUUUGCGGCGAAAAUAAAUACUGCAUUGCAGAGUCACUUCGGUGUAAUAACAUUCGUAAUUGUGGCCCAAACGACACUACGGAUGAAGAAAAUUGUGAUAUAGUUGUACAGACGAAUAAUUACGCUGUUUCCGUGGGUGGUGCCAUCGGUAUUAUAUUGAUGUCAUUGAUCGUUUGUCUUUUGUGUCAUCGAAAACUAAGAAGACGAGUUCAAACUGGACAUCUUGACGAUCUGCGUCAUCGCAUAGACGAGAGGCAUCGAUGUUAUCAUAAUGAAAACCUUCUUCAACAUCAUCACCACUUUCAUCAUCAUCACCAUCAGCACCAGCAUCAAUAUCAGCAACAGCAACAACAGCAACAACACUAUCAAGAUUUGACUAGUGAUUCAAGAUAUCACCUAGAAUCAUCGACUAGUCCAAUGAGCGAGAGCGAUGUCGAGGAAGCCAGCAGUCUCAACAGUGUGUGACACAUCGUGUCAUAUUAUUUGAACAUUUGUUUGUUACCUUAUUUUAUUCACGUUACAGUUAUAUUAAACCACUGAAACGUCGCGUUUUUACCUCAUUUCUACCUCAUUUGUACUCAUCUCCCGAGGGUCAGUUAACUACUCCAUUUUCGUGUUUAACGAGGCGUUUCAUCAUAACGAUACAGUUAUCAUCGAUAUGCGCAAAAGAAUCUUCGAAUAAGCUUCAACUUGCUCCAAUUUUAUCAAGAUUAGUCUAUAUUCGAAUAAUAAAAAUCAUGUAUGCAUUUUUUAGAAUGAUUCAUUGUAUGUUAUUCUGUAACGCACGAUUUAUUUUCUUGUAGACGUAUGGCUGAACGCAGUUUGUAUACCUUUCCCCGUUUUCCUUUUUUUUAAGCUUCGACUCCUUUUAAAAUAGCGUAUUUUUAAUAUAUAUAAUUAUUGAUGCAAUAUGUAGGAUCGUAUACAGAGAAGCGUAAAGAUAAGAACGCGACAAAUAGCCGAGCUGUAAUUCGGCAAUAAUUUGAAUGGAAAAUAAAUCGUUGCAUCAGUUGUGUUUCAUUGAAGAUGGAGUGAAAGAAAUGAAAAGGUGCGGUUAUUGUUAACGAUAUUUCCGAAGCUCCUGAUCCUCCAAAACAAUAAGUAAAAUAUAUUUUUACUUCGAGUUAACUAGAUUUAUCGUUAUUGUUACGUCAAUGCGUUGUCAUUGACACCUUUUUCUUAUAUUUUCUUGCAUGUAUUUAGCCGAGUCCACGGGCAAGGUAUGGUUGAAGUAAUAACAUUACGUUAUAUUCGUAUCUGGUUGAAAUGUUCGAUUAUACAGAAGAACAUGUUACCACAUGCAUCCUUCCCUUGCGUAAUCCGUUCACGUAGCAUGUAACUAGUUGUACGCAACGCGCAUACAUAUUUUACACAUGUGAGAACGUGAUCAUUUCACAAAUAGUACCUACGCAAUUUCUUUGUAAAUGUUAUUUUUUUAGUUUUAAGCAUAUACAAUUGUCGAGCGAUAAGAUCUGUAGCUUGAAAUGGCCAGUUCAAGUUUACGUAGUUGCGUCCUAUUUCUUGGUGUGAUGAGUAAUAUACAUACAGUGGUUUCAUAAAUCACGAUAUGUAUAUUUUUGUGAUAAAAUUUUUGACCCCUA